CAUUUUCUAUAUAUCAUGGCGCCAGGGCUUCACCGGAUGCCCGUUAUGGGUACAGGAACCAUGGACUUUGCACGUUCUGGAGCACUUAGCUCUGUGACAUCGCUUAGUCGUUCUAUAUUAUCAAAUGCCAUGAUCGUGGGUCGCUUAGUCGUCAAAUUCCGUGAAUGUCCGCAGCUUUCUGAAUUGCGCUGCCUGCUUGUAUCUGCGUGUGUCUGUUCAGUUUAUAAAAAAUUUCUUUCUCCUUCUAUCCACCUCUGCCUACACCUGCACUUCAUCACGCACGCUCACAACCAGCCACAGAACAGCAUGGCUACCACCUCUGCCCCUGAGCCCAGCAGUUGGGGACACUGGCUCUUUGAAGGUAAGCUAUCCCAGACUCUGCUAAACUGGUUUUGUCUGCCAAAGCAGAGCCGCCCUGCAGUGAAGAAAUGGGAUGCUGACAUCAAAGAUAGAAGACCUGGCCACUCCUGACGUCGUGGAGAGUACGGUGGACGUAUCCUUCCGCGUGUACGUCCCCUACCGUCUUUCUCCCCCGGUGGACGGCGCACCAGUUGCUUUUGUGCUGGACGCUUUCAAGGCUCCUCUUCCAGCAUCUCGCUUCGAAGCCAAGGACCGGGAGCCUUCUGCAAGCGUUUUCGAGAUCGAGUCCAACUUCAACACUCCUGUCUAUGAGAACGAAUACUGCGAAGAGACCUUCGCCUUCGCCAGAGCUAUCCUCCAUGAGCAUGCCUCGACUAAGGUCUCCGACAGGAAGUGGUCAUGCGUGGUGUGUUCUGGCCCUGCAUCUACCUUUUUGCACACUGCGUUCCUGCGCAGACAGGUCCUCCAUGAUGACGACACUAUUGACCUUGACAUCGAGAACACAAACAAAGACCCUUCCAUCUGCAACACUUGCAUCGUCGUUGUCGACGUUUCCCUUCCUGCCUGUACGAACAACGGUGAAGAACGCUGCUAUCAGGAGGGAAUUGAGCUUUCCAAAAAAUACGCACAACGAAUCAUGAUGCACAAGGACAUCCUCAUCGAACGCCCUCGCGAGAUCGAGCACGACUCGCAGAAGCCCUUCAACAACCCCAGUGAUAUCAGUCAACCUGGUAUGCCGAUGUUCAAGGACUGUCGCUGCUGUCGAAAGUCGCAGGCCAACUUCGCUUGUGCUGCCUGUCGUAAAGUUGGAUACUGUUCUUUCGAAUGCCAGCAUGAACACUUGUCUGCGCACAAGCAGUACUGCCUCCCAUCACCCGCUCACGACCCAGACGCUCUACCCCUCUUGCUCUCCUGGCUCAUUGGCGACAACCAGCAUCACUAUGCUCGUCUUGAAGAACGUCAGAAACGUUACGCCGAUCUCGACACCCAACGCACCCGUAGCAAAUGGAGGAUGCACCUCUCUGAGGGUCGCUACUUCACCUUCAACGGGAACGGAACCCUCGUUGAAACGGACCCCUGGGCUGAUAUCGGAAUCGAAGAUCGCGUCGUCGACGAAGACGCGCGUGUUGAGUAUCCAGAAGAUGCUCGGAUCUUGCUUUGUCUGAAACGUUUCGGAGAUGAGGACGCAACGACUGAGAGGGCCACCUCUAGAGACGACAAUCAGGCCAUGACUGGUGGUCUCUGGCAACCUCCUCGUCGCGAACCAGAACGCAAAAUCCCGAUUGCGCAGCAGAGUCUUUGGCAGCCUCGUUCUUCCUCCGCUCAGACUUCAGGCACGCAGACUCCAACUCAGAACAUCAGAGAGCACACCAUGUCUGGAGGUGUGAUUCACGAAGAAACAUUCACUUCCCUGUCUCUCUCUGAUAUGAGACGCGCGUGAUCGGCAGCCAGCUUAUGUAGUCUUGCUUCGCGCAUAAGACCACAUGGCAAGCUACGGACCUCAGUUGGAAUUUCCGACUCACUUGCCCGUCUACCUUUCUUUGUAUUUCCAUUUUCUCGGCACUAGCACCUCUAUCCUUGUUCUUUUAUGGUAUCAGGAGCGACCAUCUUCUUCUUCAUGCGAUCGGCGCAAUCCUCGGAGUUGGAUCAUGAUACCCUCGCGCCUCAAUCGGACAGCAACAAUUAUGCUUGGCUUUGUCUGAAAUUACUUCUUGGGGCGUUGUUGAUGUUGUUUGAAGCUUAUGCUUCCAGAAUGUAACUACCUUUUCUUUUCAUCAUGUUUCCUGCCUGUUAAUUAGUUAGCUAGUAGCCUGCA
Paecilomyces variotii is the source of this 2176-nucleotide messenger RNA. RefSeq lists its product as hypothetical. Bases 434 to 1801 code for a protein of 455 amino acids. Lineage: Eukaryota; Fungi; Ascomycota; Eurotiomycetes; Eurotiales; Thermoascaceae. The transcript has 2 exons. The record is from RefSeq and is a predicted model, not a curated record.